AUGGCAGGCUCAAGAAGUCGUACUAUACGGAGAUUAGGUACCUCAGUAUCGACAACUGGUCAGGGUGAGCAAGCGGGCCCGCAGUCGUCGUCAUCAAACGACCGCAGCUCUUCAUUGGUGGGAAACUUGGCCAAUGUUGAGUCAAAUAUUACAAGUCAGAAUGUAAAUGUUGAUCAGCAAAUAACUUUGCCUUUUAGUCGCUGCAGUAAAGCAAAGAACCGUUGCCUUAUUUGCCGUUCAUCAGGUCAACUUGUAGUCGUACAAUCUGAAGCAAAAUUGCGUCUAUUCAUCAAUCGGGGUAUAAUAAUUAAGGGACAAUGUCGAUGUUGCAAAAGACAUCUGAAAGGAAAGUUCUUCAAACAAAAUGAUGAAUCUCGUGAUCCAACAGUUUCAGAUACGACCACAAUGCCGAGUACAGAGGUGUGCGGUUUGUUGAACGAUCUUCGUCAUUUCGCAAGUAAAAGAUCACUGAAUUUUGAUGCUCCUGGUGCUUUAAGUGAUACUGACUACAUCAGGCUUACUGGCAUAACUUCAUUCAACUUCGAAAAUCUCCAUGACUAUAUAAGUGGAUCUAUUAAAAAUACAGCUAAUAGAAGCUCACGAACUUGUCUAGGAAUACGGUUAAUGAAACUGAUAACUGGUCUUUCACACUCUAUACUUGCAACACUUUUCCUGAUUACACGAAGAUCAGUAGGUAGAGCUAUUACAUCUGCAAGAAAAGCUCUAAUGGACAAGUUCGUACCCUUUCAUCUAGGCUUACACCACAUCAGCAGAGAAGAUUUCAUAAAUCUUCAUACAAGAGAAUUAGCUCAAGCUUUAUUUGCGGAUGGCAAAGAUUUUGCAAUUUUAGUUGCUGAUGGUACAUACAUUUAUAUAGAAAAAAGCAGUAACUACGUGUUCCAACGUCGCAGUUACUCUGUCUAUAAGGGCAGGCCUCUAGUCAAGCCUAUGAUGGUAGUAAGUACCACGGGAUAUAUUUUAGAAAUAUAUGGGCCUUAUUUUGCUGAUGGGAAAAAUAAUGAUGCCAGUAUUUUAAACAGCCUAAUGCGACAAGAAGCAUCUCCGUUUCUAGAAUGGACAGUGGCUGGUGAUGUGGUGGUUGUUGACAGAGGAUUCCGGGAUUCGAUAGCUACUUUAGAGGAAUAUGGAUUUAUACCCGCCAUGCCUCGGUUUUUAGAAAGUGGAUCUCAGCAUGACACUGCGAGCGCAAACGAGUCUCGUUUAGUCACAAAAAUUCGAUGGGUUGUAGAAUCUGUUAAUGGACUGAUAAAGCAAUGGAAGAUGCUUGCCCAAGUUAUGCCUAACUCGCAAAUACCUUACAUUGGAGAUUACGUAAGGAUUGUUUCAGCAAUCUGUGAUGCUUACAGACCACCAAGAGUCUCAGCGACCAGCCACGAUGAUGCAAUUAUUGCUGAAAGAAUGCUUUCACUAAAUAAAAAAGGAAAUGUUUUACAAAAAAUGGUUGAAGACAAUGGUUGGGUAAGAAAAAGGGUGAUCUGGGAGACGAUCGAAGCCACUUCGCUACCUGACUUUCCACAAUUGACGAUCGAUGACCUUCAACGAGUUACAAUCGGUAUGUAUCAGAUUAAACAAGCAGCAUCCUACACGAGAGAGCACCUUGAUAAUGAAGUGAACUACAUGCUCCAAGUGCAUAAAGAAAGAAAAGAUAUUAUAAGGAUUCAUAUGCAGUCUCGACACACAACCUCAAAACAAUAUCAACUUUGGAUCCAAUAUGAGAAACAUAGUUUCGAUCCAAUUAAAGGUUGGUAUUGCCAAUGCAAGAAUGGUGCUAGAGUGGUAGGUUGUUGUGCUUAUAUAGCGUCAGUACUGUGGUACUUAGGUCAUUAUAGAUGGUUAAACCACGCCCCUCAAUACAGCAGUGAUCAUUAUCACGAAUUUUUGGUCGACGCAGCUGACUUUGAAGUUUCAGAUGAAGAAGCAGAAGAAGAAGUAGAAGCAGAAUCAGUAGCAGAAUGA
This is a messenger RNA of Belonocnema kinseyi, 1977 nucleotides long. RefSeq lists its product as uncharacterized. Lineage: Eukaryota; Metazoa; Arthropoda; Insecta; Hymenoptera; Cynipidae. Bases 1 to 1977 code for a protein of 658 amino acids. The transcript has a single exon. The record is from RefSeq and is a predicted model, not a curated record.